AUGCAGGAGAGAGAGAGAGAGAGAGAGAGAGAGAGAGAGAGAGAGAGAGAGAGAGAGAGAGAGAGAGAGAGAGAGAGAGAGAGAGAGAGAGAGAGAGAGAGAGAGAGAGAGAGAGAGAGAGAGAGAGAGAGAGAGAGAGAGAGGGAGAGAGAGGGAGGGAGAGAAACAAUAGAGAAUCAAAGCAUAAUAAUACUCCUAAAUGAAGAGGGAACCGCUGCCCCGUUCAUUUUAUUAAUCAGACUGUCAAUUCCAACCCGAGAGGCCAAACCCAGGACGCUCAGAGCAGACUCAGAUCAGCCCAGGGACUCGCUCACUCCUCACCUCUCCUCCUCCCGCUCUGCUUGGAUCUAUCCCCUCUCCCGUCGAAGGCCGCCUCCAUCACCCGCUGACAGUCUCCUCCUAUUUAUUUGCUUAUAAACCUUCUUACAAUAAAUGAUCAUUCCGGAAACGUCACGCGAGCAUUUAAACAACGAGCGGCCAGCACUUAUUGACGUGUGAUAUCUCUGAAGCGGUAGCCGGAAGGAUGCUUGCUUUAAAACCAGUCGCUUGAUCCAGCAGCACGAUUGCAUUCAUAUUCUCGUGUUUUUUUUCCCCGCGGCUUGCUUGCUUGUAAAAAAAAAAAAGAAGAAGGUUUAGAGACAGUUAUUUAGAGAGAGUUGCUGACUUGAAUGCGGAUUAAGCUCAGUCACAACUCAUUGGUGCGUCGGGACAGGUGUGCGCUUUUUUUUUCUUCUUCUUCUCCUCGCGCGGCUUAAUGAUGGAGAGGAUAAGAAAAGAGAUGAUCCUGAUGGAGAGGGGUCUGCACAGUCCCAUCGCAGGGAAAAGACUCUCAGACGCGGCGGGCAACUCGGUGCUCGAGGCCCUGGAAAACUCCCAGCACGGAGGACGUCUGAGCCCGCGCAUCACCUCCGCCUCGCUCCAUGGAAGCCACUCGGACGUUCCCAGCAAAGGCAGCAAGUUCGAGAUCGACAGUCUGUUCGGGCCGCACCACAACAACGAGAACAGCUCCUCGGCGGACAUUACAUCCUCGGAGAACAGAAAGAAAAUGAGUUUGUACCCGGAAGUCUCGCAGGAUUCCGAUAUUAACAGCGAUGUGGAGGUGGGGUGCCCCUCGCAUCGCUCCCCGAGCCAGCACAAGGAGAACAAUAAAGGCUUUUCCGACAGUAAUUCUGGAACCUCCAGCUCCAACUCUAUGUCCAACCUCAACGGGAACUCAAUGGGAGGAUCCAACAGUUCUAACGCCGACCAGGUCAGACGGUACCGGACUGCUUUCACCAGGGAACAGAUCGGAAGACUGGAAAAAGAGUUUUAUCGGGAAAAUUACGUUUCGAGACCAAGAAGAUGUGAAUUGGCCGCAGCGCUAAAUCUGCCAGAAACUACAAUUAAGGUGUGGUUCCAGAACCGGCGCAUGAAGGAUAAGCGGCAGCGCCUGGCGAUGUCCUGGCCCCAUCCGGCCGACCCCAGCUUCUACACCUACAUGAUGACGCACGCGGCAGCUACCGGAAGUUUACCGUACCCUUUCCAUUCCCACAUGCCUCUACAUUACUACCCGCAUGUCGGUGUCACAGCGGCAGCAGCUGCCGCGGCCGCGACAGGUGCCGCCUCGUCACCUUUCGGCACUUCCAUCCGCCCUCUCGAUACUUUCCGCGCUCUUUCCCAUCCCUACUCGCGCCCCGAGCUCCUGUGCGGCUUCAGACACCCCGGACUUUACCAGUCGCCCGCAGGCCUGAACAGUUCCGCCGCAGCAGCGGCAGCCGCGGCGGCGGCAGCAGCGGUGUGCGUGCCGUCGGCAUCGGGGCCUUGCUCGUGUCUCAGUUGCCAUAGCAGCCAGGCGGCGAGCGCGCUGGGCUCCAGGAGUACCAGCGCGGACUUUACCUGCACAGCGUCCGGCCAGAGGUCCGAGAGUGGAUUCUUGCCCUACUCCGCCGCGGUGCUCAGCAAGACGUCGGUGCCCUCGCCGGAUCCACGAGAAGAGUCUUCCCUGAAUAGAUAACUUAUAUUAUCUAUAUAAGUUAUCUAUCAGAUUAGAUAACUUAUAUUAUCUGUUGAUCCCCAUGCCCCUCGCGCUGUGAACACGACGCGUCACUUAACCCCCAAGGUCAAUUAGUCCCUAUUUAAAACACACUUUUAUUUCCGUUUUAAAUGGUUUCUCUUUAGUGACACCAUAAUGUGUUAUCUGAGCACACGCGGGAGGGCUGAGGACUCAAACCUGCAUUUAUGCGGAUUCUGAUUCUGAAGGCUUUCUAGUGAAGGCCUUUCGGUAAAUGUUGUUUAUUUUCUACGAGUCGUGCUAAAUCUGAAGAGGACAUCUGGGCCAGACUAAAGACACAAACACUGCGUGCUAUACCUACAGCUUUACUUGUGGUCUUUUUUGUAAUAUAUAUUGAUUUUAUUUAUUUUUCAAAUUCAUCCUUCAACGCCCAUGCAUCUUCAAAACAACUACACCACGCCUGUUAACUCGUUUUUUACGAGGCCCAACGCUAACAAACCCCCAUAUUCAGUAGCAUACAUACGUCCAUGAUGUUAUUCUAAAGACACAAUGAGAAUUCUGGUUUAGAUAGUAGCCUACAAAAUAUGGCUUUUGUACCCAACUGGAUAUCGUUCACCUCUGUUCUAAUGGUGUGAAACUGGAUUUUGGCAGCAGUGGCUCCCCCCCCCCCCUCCU
This is a messenger RNA of Gadus macrocephalus (Pacific cod), 2665 nucleotides long. RefSeq names its product even-skipped homeobox 2 (gene evx2). Gene Ontology annotation, biological process: regulation of transcription by RNA polymerase II. Lineage: Eukaryota; Metazoa; Chordata; Actinopteri; Gadiformes; Gadidae. Gene Ontology annotation, molecular function: DNA-binding transcription factor activity, RNA polymerase II-specific; RNA polymerase II cis-regulatory region sequence-specific DNA binding. Bases 755 to 1993 code for a protein of 412 amino acids. The record is from RefSeq and is a predicted model, not a curated record. Gene Ontology annotation, cellular component: nucleus. The transcript has 3 exons.